UGUCACUGUCAAACAGCUUCAAGAUUUCGGUUUCCCAAAUCCAAAACAGUAGACCGAGAUCUAGUUUUACUGAUUUUAUACUCUUAAAUAAAUUUAUAAUAACUACGCAAAAAUGAUACAUUAAUCAUUCUGAAACCAUUUUUAGCUAGCUAGCAAAACGUUCAAAAGAUUAUUUUUCAUAUGCUAUUGGCAUACAGAAACAGUAAACAAAAGUAGUAUGGAAUAAACAGUUUUACCUCUUAAUUGCACAUUCAAAUAUAAGUUCACUGCUUAAUCGGUCUAAAUAAAAUUAAACAAAAUGAAACUGUAUUGUUUAAGCAGUGAUGCGUCCAAACCAUGCUUUGUGCUGUCAUUCAAAGAGCUGCUAAUAAUGCUGGACUGUGGACUAUCGGCACACUCUGUUCUGAACUUCCUGCCUCUCCCACCAGUACCCAGCACCAGACUGGCAUCUCUGCCAAACUACACACCACCACACGUCAAUGAUCCAUUACUUGAAGGGGAAUUAAAAGAAUGCUGUGGGAGAGUAUUCGUAGACAGUAUACCUGAGUUUUGUCCACCUCUGGACAAAGUCGUGGACUUCUCCCAGCUGGAUGUCAUCCUCAUCUCAAACUACACAUGCAUGAUGGCAUUACCUUUUAUCACCGAAGAAACUGGAUUUAAGGGUCAAGUGUAUGCCACCGAACCCACUCUCCAGAUAGGAAGGUUUUAUUUAGAGGAACUGUCAGAGUGGGUAUCGUCGUGCGGUAGCAGCAGCGGUGCCGCCAAGCGGUGGAAGGAACUAGUGCACUUGCUCCCUCCGCCGUUGGCUCUAGCGGCGCGCCCGCGUGCCUGGCGACGCCUCUUCAGCGCCGCCGCUCUGGCGCGCGCGCUGUCACGCGUGCGCGUCGUGGGCUACGACGAACGCGUCGAUAUUUACGGUGCACUUGACGCCACCGCCGUGAGCUCCGGUUUUUGUCUCGGCUCCGCCAACUGGGUACUGCGGUCUGCGCACGAGAAGGUGGCCUACGUGAGCGGCUCGAGCACGCUGACGACGCACCCGCGGCCUAUUAACCAGGCGGCACUGCGCGGCGCAGACCUUCUGGUUCUGGCGGCGCUGACGCAGACGCCGGCGCACAACCCCGACCACAUGCUGGGCGACCUGUGCGUGCACGCCACGGUGACGCUGCGUGCGGGCGGCUCCGUGCUGUGCCCCGUGUACCCGAGCGGCGUGCUGUACGACUUGCUCGAAUGUCUUUCCGCACACCUGGAGGGUGCGGGACUGGCGCACGUGCCGCUCUACGUGGUGUCACCGGUGGCGGACUCAUCGCUGGCCUACAGCAACAUCCUGGCCGAGUGGGUGUCGGUGGGCAAGCAGGCGCGUGUGUACUUGCCCGAGGAGCCGUUCCCGCAUGCGGCACUCGUCCGCGCCGGCAGACUCAAGCACGCACGCUCGUUACACGACGACGCCUUCAGUGCGGACUUUCGGCAGCCGUGCGUGGUGUUCUGCGGACAUCCGAGCCUCCGCUUCGGUGCGGCGGUACAUCUCGUCGAGCUAUGGGCCAACAAUCCGGCCCACGCCAUCAUCUUUACGGAGCCGGAUUUCCCGUACGCGGAGGCCCUGGCGCCAUUCCAGCCGCUGAGCAUGAAAGCGUUCCACUGCCCCAUCGACACGUCGCUCAACUACUCGCAGGCCAACAAGCUGGUGCGCGAGCUGCGGCCGCGCGAGCUGGCGCUGCCCGAGCAGUACGCGGGCGGCGGCGCGCGGCCGCACAUCAGCGCCGACGCGCCCACCGUGGUCGUGCGGCGCGGCGCCGCGCGCUCGCUGUCCGUGCGCCGCCGCGCCGCGCGCGCCACGCUGUGCGGCGCGCUGGCGGCCCGCGCCACGCCGCGCGAGCUGCGCGCCGGCCUGCGCGCCGCGCCGCUGAGCGCCGCGCUGCGCGUGCGGGACGCGCGCCUGGAGCUGGUGGCGCCGCCGGGCCCCGCGCCCGCCCCGGCGCCGCGCCUGCACUGGAACGCGCUGGACGUGGAGGCGCUGGUGCGCGCGCUGACGCGGGAGGGCGUGACGGAGGCGCGCGUGGAGGCGAGCGCGGACGGCUGCAUCGUGCACCUGCCGCGCCACGACACGCUGGUGCACGUGGAGCGCCACGCCACGCACGUGUUCUGCGAAGGUCGCGCCGACGUGCGCCAGGCGCUGCGCCGCGCCAUCGCUUCUUGCCUGCCGCACAUCUAGGCCGCGGGAUCGAUUCCAUUCGACAGGAACGCUCGGCUCGGUAUCGGAGCCCCCGAAGAUUUUCUCUGUAUUUUUUAUUUAUUUUUGUUUCGUUAUACGA
Molecule: messenger RNA, 2309 nt
Organism: Vanessa tameamea
Lineage: Eukaryota; Metazoa; Arthropoda; Insecta; Lepidoptera; Nymphalidae
Gene: IntS9
Product: integrator complex subunit 9
Exons: 7
Coding region: 299-2209 (636 amino acids)
Biological process (GO): snRNA 3'-end processing
Cellular component (GO): integrator complex
Source: RefSeq, a predicted model, not a curated record